AUGUUCGCAACCAGAUUACUGCGGGCGCCAGCUCGUAAUGUAUUCCAACAAAGUCUGCGAAGCUUUUCCUCCAUACCUUCCCGAGCAGAGCCUCCCAAGUCAUGGACUCCCAUGCCGCUUAUUACAGAGACAAUUGGAGGUGGCUAUCGGCAAUCAGACAUCUUCUCGAAAUUACUGCAAGAACGGAUCAUAUGCCUCAACGGUGAAGUGAAUGAUGUUCUCUCUGCAGCUGUCGUUGCCCAGCUUUUAUAUCUCGAGUCCGAUGCGCCGGAAAAGGCUAUUACUCUCUACAUAAAUUCACCAGGUGGAUCCGUUACGGCUGGCCUUGCGAUUUACGAUACCAUGACAUACAUUCGCUCGCCGGUUUCGACAGUCUGCGUCGGACAAGCUGCAUCAAUGGGAAGUUUACUACUCUGCGGUGGCGAGAAGGGAAAGCGGUUCUGUCUGCCACAUAGCAGUGUUAUGGUGCACCAGCCGAGCGGAGGAUACUUUGGACAAGCAAGUGAUAUUGCUAUCCAUGCACAGGAGAUAUUGAGAGUGCGGAGGAAGCUGAACGAGAUAUUCAUCAAGCAUUUGACCAAGCCACAUACUCUGGAGGAAGUGGAGCGACUGAUGGAGAGGGACCGGUUCUUGAGUGCCGAAGAGGCUUUAGAAAUGGGUAUUGUGGAUGAAAUCCUGCAGAGGAGGGUUGAGGGCGAAGAGAAGAAGAAAGAGGGAGAGAACGACACAUAG
Messenger RNA from Cadophora gregata, 732 nucleotides. RefSeq lists its product as uncharacterized. NCBI's taxonomy places the organism in Eukaryota, Fungi, Ascomycota, Leotiomycetes, Helotiales, Ploettnerulaceae. The record is from RefSeq and is a predicted model, not a curated record. Gene Ontology annotation, biological process: protein quality control for misfolded or incompletely synthesized proteins. Gene Ontology annotation, molecular function: ATP-dependent peptidase activity; serine-type endopeptidase activity; ATPase binding. Gene Ontology annotation, cellular component: endopeptidase Clp complex. The transcript has 2 exons. The coding region runs from base 1 to 732 and encodes 243 amino acids.